AUGCCUGAUAUUCACUACGCCACUGCAGACACCAAACCAUCUCGGAGCAGUCAUCACAGGCGUGAACGUGUGAGUCGCAGACAUGACGACCUCAAGAUCAUAUACGAAGGCAGCGGCAGCGGCGGCCGUGGCGGCGAUAUCCAGACAUCAGCAGUGGAGAACGCCGAGCCAAAUCCAGACACAUUGAACAAAAUCAUGAUAUGCGUCUACCGAAACAGUAAACGGCAAUUCGUACAAAAAGAAAUCUGGAUGAUGAGGCCAGGACAUCGGGACGACAUCUUUUCAGAAACAGCUGACCUUCGUGAAAGUGCAACCUUUCGCAAAGCCCUUCGCAGAGAUGUUGAUUUCUUCGAGGAGAUCAAUUGCCGAUACAGAAAUCAAUUGCGAGGCACCUUCAGAAAAUAUCUUAGCUUCAAAACAGUCAGCACUGUAAGGGUUCUUGGGUAUGGAAAUAAUAUGUUCGGACUCGCGGAUAUCAACGAAAAAGUAUUUUCGCCAGUCUUCAUGCGAGCCUACAACAACCCCAACCAUUCCCUAAUCCCGGAUGACCCCAAAUUCGAAUUCAACAGCUGGGUCGGGUGGUUCUGGUUGAAGCGUCGCGCAUUCGUCCUGAACAAGAAAGUCGACCUUGCUAUUGAAUUGGUUGAAGCUUACGAUCCUGAUCGUGUGUUGGGUGGGAUAGCUAUUGCACUGUUUGUCUACUUUACCCUCACCAUUACGUGGUUGGCUCUGGGUGGUGAUCCGAAUUACGUUUCUGGCGUCAUGUCUUUCGUUCUAUCCAUCCUUGCAGUUCUGGUCGGACUGACUGGCUUGUAUGAUUGGCUGGACCUAGGACAUAUGGGUGGUGGAAAAGACUUCCUAGUUCUUAACGAGUAUGAGCUCAACCAGCUGGACAGAGACGGCUGGGGAGGGCCUAUCGGAUGA
This is a messenger RNA of Aureobasidium melanogenum CBS 110374, 924 nucleotides long. RefSeq lists its product as uncharacterized. The coding region runs from base 1 to 924 and encodes 307 amino acids. The record is from RefSeq and is a predicted model, not a curated record. The transcript has 3 exons. Lineage: Eukaryota; Fungi; Ascomycota; Dothideomycetes; Dothideales; Saccotheciaceae.